Molecule: messenger RNA, 1915 nt
Organism: Notolabrus celidotus (New Zealand spotty)
Lineage: Eukaryota; Metazoa; Chordata; Actinopteri; Labriformes; Labridae
Product: high choriolytic enzyme 2-like
Exons: 1
Coding region: 937-1749 (270 amino acids)
Biological process (GO): proteolysis
Molecular function (GO): zinc ion binding; metalloendopeptidase activity
Source: RefSeq, a predicted model, not a curated record
AUUUCAUAGAAAAACAGGGUUACUGAUGCUUAGAUGAAAGGAUAAACGCUCAGGGAAUAAAUCUAUCCCAUCAAACCUUCACCCCAACAUCUAUGCUCUACCAAUGACUGACAUUAUCAACCAUUAGGCCUUUAAAAAUCCAACACUCAAGCAUGGCGAUAAAUGGGGAUAGAUGAGAAGUGAGAUCCAGCAGCACUUCACAGGUUUAUCAAGUUGGCUCCUCCCUUCCCCAGUAUGUGGUUGAGUAAGACCCAUCACAACUUACCAGUUAGCUCUGGUGCCCUGGAAACUGCCACCUCCAUGCCAGCUCUCAAUGCCCACCAUGUCCACAAGCAGAAGCUCUUCAUAUUACAACACGACCCAAAUAGUAUUGCCCCAUUCACAGGACUCAUCACUUAUCACUGACAUUUCUGACUUGAGGGCUGUAACUAUGAGCUCAAAGGUGACUGAAAUAUCUAUUGGAAUGUUUACCAGUAAAUUGGAUUAGGUCAUAAUUAAUUAUCCAUUACUUUCGAGAUUCUGUGCAUUCUUCUGUAGUGUGCAACCAAGAGGUUUGCCUUUCAGUGAGAUGCCUUUUUAUUGUGAUCACUGUGGUGAUGGACAGGCCAUUUUUGGUUCAAGGUUCAUGUACCCAAACAGGACAUCAAGAUAAGUCAAAUUAGGGUCUGUUUUAGACAGUAAUACAUGUUUUUUUAGACACAGGUCUUGAGUAAUGCGCAGACAUAACAAACCACGUUUAAAGAGUAGGUUUGUCUGUAGAGUCCUCCCUUCACAGGUUUAUUUUGGCCUAACAAAGACAACCCCAACCCAUAAUCCACCUGCAGACACACCUGUAGAGGAGAGUAUAAAGAGUGUGGACUGACCUGAGUCAAACAUCAAGCUUCAAGGAGUCUCUCCACAGCAGAUCUCCACACAAGCUCCACAGCCUCCCUGAAGAUGAUUCCCUCUGCCAGCCUGCUGCUGCUGCUCCUGCUCGGCCUCUCUCAGGCACUUCCACUCCAAGAGGAGGGAGACACAGAAGGCUUUGAAGAAAUAGAAGAAGAAGAUGAAGUCCCAGACACCAUGGACAUCAGCACCAGGAUCCUGACCUCCAACAACGCCACCGAUGAGAUCCUGCUGGAAGGAGACCUGGUUGCUCCCAGAACCAGAAACGCCAUGAAGUGCUGGUAUCAGAAGUGCCAGUGGAAAAAAGCCUCCAACGGCAAGGUGAUUAUCCCCUUCACCGUGAGCAGCCACUUCACCAGGCGGGAGAGGCAGAUGAUGGACUACGCCAUGAAGGUGUAUCACAGACAAACCUGCAUCCGCUUCGUGCCUCGUACCAACCAGUACGACUACAUCAGCAUAGAGAACAAAGCCGGAUGUUACUCCUCUCUGGGCAGAACUGGAGGCAGACAGGUGCUCUCUCUCAACAGACAAGGCUGCCUCCACCACGGCAUCGUCCAGCACGAGAUGAACCACGCUCUGGGCUUCCAGCACGAACAGACCAGGAGCGACCGUGACUCCUACGUCAGGAUCAACUGGCAGAACAUCAACCAGCAGAUGGCCUACAACUUCUACAAGCAGUCCACCAACAACCUGAACACUCCCUACGACUACUCCUCCAUCAUGCACUAUGGAAGAACAGCAUUCUCCAUUGCAUACGGGAGGGACUCCAUCACCCCCAUCCCCAACGCCAACGUCCAGAUCGGCCAGAGGAGGGGCAUGUCUUACUGGGACAUCAGGAGGAUCAACCUGCUCUACAGCUGCUAAUAUUCAUCUGUUUUCAAAGUUGUUUAUUAGCAGAUAAAUGUUCUCAAUAGGAAAAAUAGGUUAACCCAGCUGUCUUAGAUAAUCAAACAACUGUUGUCUACAUCUGAUUCCUGUCCUUAACUGUAUUCGUCCAUAUUCUGAAAUAAUAAAACAAUUGUUAAAUGAC